AUGCCGUCGUGCGCAAUCGGUGCGGUGAUUGGCACCAAAGGGGCCAAAAUCAGUGAAAUCAUGGCCGAGUCCGGCACAGAUAUUGAUGUCGGAAGAGAAUGCAUCACGGGGAUGCCUGACAAUCCAGUUGUGUUAAAAGGGCAGCGCUCACAGAUUGUCAGAGCCGCAGUGCUGGCCAACGACGUGUUGCAGGACUUGGCAGACAAGGGCCGUGUGAAUGCUGAUGACUUUCGGUACAUCCCGGGCCGAACACCGGCGCCGAGGCUUGGCAGUCGUGGGACAUUUUCUUCCUGCGCAGCCGCGCGGUUCCUUUUCGACAAAGAGUUUGCAGGAUUCAUAAUCGGAAAGGGUGGUGAAAAGAUCACGAGAAUCCGAGAUCAGACUGGGGCGACUCUACAAUUUCGAGGUUCUGCUGAGGAAGUGGCACUCUUCCUGGGUCCGGAUGACCGCAUUCUGGACAUUCGAGGAACUGCGACGCAGCGCAACCAGGCAGUCGAAUUCUGUUUCAAGGAGAUGGAGUCUGCUCCGCAGCCCAUCCCGGAGACACGUGUCUUCAUCCCUCUAGCUGUACCAGAGGCGCCACUGGAAGAAACAGUGGCGAGAACUGGGGCAUCGUGCAGCCUGUCACAGGACGUGCACAUCACCAGCCCGGAGAGUUCAGAACGCAUAGUCCGACUGGAGGGUGCACCGUCAGAGCGGCUCGCCGCAACUCUGGGCCUGCUUGCGAAGGCAGAUGAGUACGCAACUGCAAGUGCGCCAUCAGCACGUCCCCAUGUGGCAGCUGUGGCACCCCGUACAGACCGUCCCAACGGCAUCACGGCAUCUUCAGUGCCAUCAGUAAUAGUGCCGCAAAGCAAGACGGAAGAUAGCAGUGAGCAGCGGAUAGAACCAGAAACGGGAAAAGCAUAUACAUUUGCGGAAUUUCGGGUAGCUUUUGCUGCCACGUAUUCCGAACAAGACAUCUGCGACUAUUGGCGAGAUGCCUGCACGCCAGUUCAGAAGCGAGAACAAGGCGGAGGUUCUGCGGGGCCUGGGCACGUGGACCGCGUGGAGCGCGCGGAGCGCGUGGAGCCGGUGCAAGCGCCGGUGAACCUGUCAAGGCAGCAGCCGGACGGGCCGGGGCCGCAGGGGUCUCCAGACCGCAAGGAGGGCAACAAGGAGGCCGACAGGAGUACCAUCCAUCCGGUCGCAGUUUCGGAGCAGAAAGCUUCAACGGACCCAGCACCGUCGAGGAAUGUUCCGAGCAGCGCCGCCGCCUCCCUUCCCCAAUGGCGCGAUCACCUGGUGGAAAUUCCACCGUCACAGCUGCAUGUCGUCUUGCCCACUGCGCUAGUGAAGGGCCCAUUGGUCGAGCAGGGGUUCCUGGCUGAGAUAGCCGUGGGCUGCCACGUUCAGAUCGACGUUUGUGGCGAGAUCGCUUCGGGGAAGCUGCACGUGAUUCUGUCAGGCAGUGGCGCAGCCAACGCCAUGGCCGUGGUCGCGCUCCAGAUGCGCGCAUGGUUUGCUGGCGGCAGCCUCUAA
Messenger RNA from Symbiodinium sp. CCMP2592, 1521 nucleotides. NCBI's taxonomy places the organism in Eukaryota, Dinophyceae, Suessiales, Symbiodiniaceae. The record is from the annotation of a GenBank genome assembly.